This is a messenger RNA of Musa acuminata subsp. malaccensis (wild Malaysian banana), 449 nucleotides long. The record is from RefSeq and is a predicted model, not a curated record. NCBI's taxonomy places the organism in Eukaryota, Viridiplantae, Streptophyta, Magnoliopsida, Zingiberales, Musaceae.
UGCGGCCACUCGAAUGGCUCAUGCCUACCAUUGCGGUGCACGAGACACGUCUCGCAUGACAUUCUUACACGUAGCAGUAAAGUCACGCUUCAUCUUCGUGCAGAGCUCCCAAAGGCAGGCACCAACGGCAGCCGAAUGGAAGGAGACGGGAAAGAUAGCUCAAAGAUGACAGAGAUGAAGAAGGGAUUGGUAUCACUCACGGCUUCCCUCGAGGAAGGUUUGCAGGACGCCAAAGCCUCCGUCACAGGACUGGUGAAGAAAGCCACGGCCAAAAGUGAGCAGGAAGCGAGUGAAGCGGACCUUCAAACUGCUAAAAUGCAGGUGGAAGCAGCUGAUGCAGCCGAGAACAAGAAGAAACAGCUCCAGAUAAUAUAGAAACCUGCAUUUUAAUGCACAACUGUUACCUAUCUUGUUUUCUACAAUAAACAUCUAAUCAAAUAUAUGUGUAG